Glossina fuscipes is the source of this 432-nucleotide messenger RNA. RefSeq names its product probable tubulin polyglutamylase TTLL1. Gene Ontology annotation, molecular function: tubulin binding; metal ion binding; ATP binding. NCBI's taxonomy places the organism in Eukaryota, Metazoa, Arthropoda, Insecta, Diptera, Glossinidae. The record is from RefSeq and is a predicted model, not a curated record. Gene Ontology annotation, cellular component: cilium. The coding region runs from base 100 to 432 and encodes 110 amino acids. The transcript is spliced from 2 exons. Gene Ontology annotation, biological process: protein polyglutamylation; microtubule cytoskeleton organization.
CUCUAUUUAGAAGGGACGCAUGGCAAAGAGGUGACCGAUCGCUUAUUCGGCUCGAUAUCUUGGCUGAUAGUGCACUCAUUGAAAGCCGUAGCUCCUGUUAUGGCUAACGAUAGGCAUUGCUUCGAAUGUUACGGUUAUGAUAUCAUUAUUGAUAAUAAUUUGAAACCCUGGCUGGUCGAAGUGAAUGCGUCUCCUUCGCUUACCUCAACCACAGUAACUGAUCGCAUUUUAAAAUAUAAAUUAAUCGAUAAUAUAUUAUCUGUAGUCUUACCUCCCGACGGAGUGCCGGAUGUGCGUUGGAAUAAAAUACCAAGUCAAGAUGGUUUGGGUAACUUUGAGUUACUAUUGGAUGAGGAAAUAGCUGCCCAAGAAGACAAUUCAAAUGCACAUCAUAGUAAAAACGCAAGAUCCUUGGGUAACAGAUGGAAAUAG